Messenger RNA from Penicillium pulvis, 1704 nucleotides. RefSeq lists its product as uncharacterized. Lineage: Eukaryota; Fungi; Ascomycota; Eurotiomycetes; Eurotiales; Aspergillaceae. Gene Ontology annotation, molecular function: aspartic-type endopeptidase activity. The transcript has 4 exons. The coding region runs from base 1 to 1704 and encodes 567 amino acids. Gene Ontology annotation, biological process: proteolysis. The record is from RefSeq and is a predicted model, not a curated record.
AUGCGAUGCCGUAUGCUGAUUGUUGAGUUCAGUGAGGGUAACGAUGGUCCUUGGAGCAGCUUCUACCUCCAAGUUGGGACUCCGGAACAGUCCGUCCGCGUGCUUGUCUCGACAGCUUCCCCAGAGUCAAUGGUUGUUUUGUCGGACUAUGGUUGUGCGGACUCCGUGUUCCCCAAUGCACCAUCUGACUGCGCAGUCUCCAGGGGUACCUUGUUUAGUAUGAACCAAUCUUCUACCUGGGACGAAUUGGGUCUUUUCGGUAUCAACCAGAAUGGGGUAGGUCUCGAGGCCAAUCUUGGGUAUUAUCAAAGAGGGGAGUUUGCCCUAGAUACGAUAGGUAUCGGCCUCACUGGACCGACUCUGAAGAAUCAGACUUUGGCCGGGAUUGCAACCCCCGAGCCUUUUUAUCUAGGAACAUUUGGCUUGAACUCUCAACCCGUGAACUUUACAUCCCUGGGAAAUUUCUCUUCAUCAUCAUUCAUCACGACUCUUAAAGAUGAAGGCACUAUCCCAAGUCUCAGCUGGAGCUACACGGCUGGUGCCAAGUAUCGUUCGCGCCGAGUAGGCUUGAAACAGGUCUACGGUCAACUCGUAUUCUCCGGUUAUGAUGCAUCUCGGUUCACUGCGAACUCGGUGUCGUUCACCAUGGCCGAUGACGUCACCCGCGACCUGGUUGUCUAUCUUCAGUCCAUCAGCUAUAGCGGAUCAAGUUCCGCCACGUUACUGUCUGAGCCAAUUUUAAUCUUCAUUGACUCAACUGACCCUAAUCUCUGGCUCCCAGAGAGUGUUUGCGAAGCGUUCGAAAAGGCCUUUGGUCUCACCCUCGACAGCGAGAGCGAUCUGUAUCUUGUGAAUGACACUCACAACACUGAAUUGCUCAACUCAGACGCGCAGGUGACAUUUCGACUGUCCGAUGUGGACCACGGUGGAGAUGCUGUGACCAUCACUCUUCCAUAUGAUGCUUUUGCCCUGACUGCAAAGGCUCCGUUGGUCGAUAAUAGCAGCUACUAUUUCCCGCUGAAACGCGCAGCCAACUCUACCCAAUAUACGUUGGGCCGAGCUUUCUUGCAAGAGGCGUAUCUCUCGGCCGAUUACGAACGAGGUGUCUUCAAUGUGUCGGCAUGCGCUUGGGAGGAGAAUGCUGAGGAAGACAUCAUCACAAUCACAUCUAAAGAUUCGGACUCCUCCACUUGCUCUGGAAACACAUGCACAUCCAGUGCUAGUAGCUCUAAGAGCUCGGAUAACUCUUCGUCACUCAGCAGCGGCGCUGUAGCUGGCAUCGCGAUUGCGGCGCUGGUCGGAGUAGCCAUUCUCGCGGCAGUCCUCUUCUUUUUCAUUCGCCGUCAACACCAAAAGACAACAAACAGAGCGACGUCGCCGAAGCCCGGUAUAUCUGAAUACUUCGGUCCGAUACACAAUGACCCUUCUCUCGGCCCAUCACUGCCAUCUGACCCAUCUGACCCAUCUGCCGCACAAGCAACAUUUUGGUCACCAGACGUGAUAUUUGGUGGUGUAAGUGACAGUAACAAUGGCACGAGUAGCAGCAGUGGUGGAAACCAUGAGCAAAGCGUUGAAGAUAAUCAUAUGGAACUAGACGGCCACGGUACACAAAUUCAGCCAGUCUAUCAUGAGCUGGCCGGUAGUGAAGUCGAGAAAACAAGGCCAGGGCCACCGCAGCAAGCGUCACCUACGCCUUACGCAUAA